Molecule: messenger RNA, 1785 nt
Organism: Alnus glutinosa
Lineage: Eukaryota; Viridiplantae; Streptophyta; Magnoliopsida; Fagales; Betulaceae
Product: organic cation/carnitine transporter 3-like
Exons: 1
Coding region: 25-1620 (531 amino acids)
Biological process (GO): transmembrane transport
Cellular component (GO): membrane
Molecular function (GO): transmembrane transporter activity
Source: RefSeq, a predicted model, not a curated record
UGUAUAUCAACCUUAAGGUCCAAGAUGGCCGAUUCAACUCAGCUUCUCUCCCACUCCCAGGCAGACUCGGCCGAGUCAGAAAGCACCCCACCAUCAGAUCAGAAACACCUCCCAAUAUCCCUUGAUUCCAGAAUCGAACGGUUUCUUGGGGAUUUCGGGUGGGCCCAAUUCCUCCAAGCCGCACUUGUGUCCUUGGCAUGGAUCUUCGAUGCCCAACAAACAUUCAUCAGCGUCUUCACUGAUGCACACCCAAAGUGGCACUGCACUCAACUUGGGGACGAGUCAUGCGACGACUCGGUCUCCAACAUCUGCCAUCUUCCCAAGAAUUCAUGGGCCUGGGAUUGGCCUGCCCACACUUCAAUCAUAUCUGAAUGGUCCUUGGAGUGCGCCGCUUCCAUUGUCACUGGCCUCCCCGCAUCUUCCUUCUUCAUGGGUUGCCUAGCAGGCGGACUCGUUCUUGCCACGCUCGCCGACUCCUCACUCGGUCGCAAAAACGUCCUCUUUCUCUCUUGCCUAACAAUGUCUGUCUCUUCCCUACUAACCGUCUUCUCCACCAAUAUAUGGAUUUACUCAGCUUUAAGAUUCGUCUGCGGCUUUUUCCGUUCAACAAUAGGAACUUGUUCGCUUGUGCUUGCAACUGAACUUGUGGGAAAGAGGUGGCGGGGCCAGGUGGGGGUGAUGGGAUUCUUUUGUUUCACGCUGGGGUUUUUAUCACUGCCAGCUAUAGCUUAUAUGAAUAUAGGAUUCUCGUGGAGAAAUCUCUAUCUAUGGACUUCUAUCCCAGGAAUCAUCUACUCUACGUUAGUUCGCUUCCUUGUCCGUGAGUCACCGAGAUGGUUGUUUGUGCAAGGACGUGAAAAUGAAGCGAUGGCCACGUUAAAGUGUAUUGCUAAUGCUACACCUGACAACAGUAGCUUAACCUGGACCUUCUCUGGAGUGUCGUCGUUUGAGCACGAAACGGGAAACAACAAUCUUUACUCGGCCAUGAAGAUCUUGCUGGAGAAAAGAUGGGCGCUUCGAAGGUUGUCAGCGGUUAUGGUGAUGGGCUUUGGCAUGGGAUUGGUGUACUACGGCAUGCCGUUAGGCCUCGGAAACUUGGCAUUCAAUCUAUAUUUGAGCGUGACAUUGAAUGCCUUAUCUGAGCUACCGUCGUCCAUGGUCACUUUCUUCCUUAUCGGAAAGUUGAACAGAAAAAGUUCGAUUAUGGUGUUCACUAGCCUUAGUGGCGUUUGCAGUAUCAUGUGUGCUUUGAAGGGGAAGGAGUGGAGAAAAUUCCAGAUUGGACUAGAGCUGGUGUCCUUCUUCAGCGCGUGUACGGCGACUAAUAUAUUAUUCAUAUUCACAAUAGAGCUGUUCCCGACUCUUGUGAGGAACUCAGCUAUGUCGAUGCUGAGGCAAGCGCUUGUGCUUGGUGGCGUGUUUUCUCCGAUGCUAGUGGCUGUCGGCCGGAGAGGAGAUGGAUUUUCAUCGUAUGGGGUGUUUGGGUUGGUUAUAGGGUGUUGUGGGCUGUUUGCGGGAUGUUUGCCAGAGACAAGGGGUCGGACACUUUGUGAUACAAUGGACGAGGAAGAGCACAAAGAGAAUGUAGCCUGUAAUAUUGGUGGCCUUGGUAACGUCUAGCUAGGCUUACGUUUGUUUUGUCAUGCACUCUGAUUUAACAUCCGCCGAAAUUGCGUGUUUUAAGUGGUUUGUUUGUUGAACAAGUAUGAAGUGAAUGUAAAGAGUGGUUUCUUGCUUAAAGCAGGGAAGAUUGAUUAGAAAUGAAUAAAUUAUUUUUCAUGUUUA